CACGUCGGCAUGACAUUAGGGCACGGUCGCAGCUAUGGAUGAGAGCUAGAGAGGAGAGCUCCAGGGCAUGGCGCAGGAGAUUGUGGAGGUCGUGACGGAGGCUGUGCCAGUUCAAGAGCAGGUCACGGUGAAUGGCGAGCUCUGCCGCUCCAAGGAAGAUCAAGAGCCGGUCAAGAACGACGUCUACACGGCGGCGGCUUACGGCGAUCUGGACAAGCUGCGGCGCCUGGUAGAACAGGAUGGAUGCUCCGUCUCGGCGCCCGAUCACGGCGGAUAUUUCGCUCUACAGUGGAGCGCUCUCAACAAUCGCGUCGCGGCUGCUCAAUAUCUCAUCGAGGUGAGUGGAGAUUUCGCCUUCUCUGCUCAAUACGGACAGACUGCUCUCUUGUACCAUUUGAUUUCAAAGUGGGGUGCUGAGGUUGAUGCCACCGACAAGGAUGGAAGAAGUCCCUUGCAUUGGGCCUCGUACAAAGGCUUUCCAGAUAGCAUACGUCUCCUACUUUUUAUGGAUGCUUUCGUUCGGCGCCAGGACAAAGAAGGAUGCACCCCGCUACACUGGGCGGCCAUUCGAGGCAACUUGGAGGCUUGCACUGUUCUUGUCCAAGCUGGAACCAAAGAAGAUUUGACAAUCACGGAAGGAAGUGGCUGUACUCCUGCUCAACUUGCUGCUGACAAGGGACACAGGCACGUUGCUUUGUUUUUGUCAAAUGCGAGGAGGAUAUUCAAUCACCAUUGGGAUUCCAAGGGCGUAAUGGGACGAGUUUCAAGGCUGGGACUUGCGCCAUUUCUCUGGCUGCUGGUCACCGUCUUGCUCAUCACCUACAUCAACUCUGUAAUAACCUCUUCGACGUUGUUGACUGUACAAGGUAUCGCGGGUGCUUGGGCGUGGUUUGCGGUUUUCGUUGUUACUGGAGGUCUUGUGUUUCUCUAUCGCUGUACCAGCAAAGACCCUGGAUAUGUUAGCAAAAAUCGUGGCGAUGAUCCAUUUGGAAAGCACAUGACUGAUUCUCUACUGAAAAGCGAUUUGAAUACAUCCGCGCUUUGGGCUGGCUUUUGGUCGCAGCUUUGUCCAACUUGUAAGAUAGUGAGGCCUGUAAGAUCCAAGCACUGUUCGAUUUGCAACCGCUGUGUAGAGCAGUUCGAUCACCAUUGUCCUUGGAUAUCAAACUGUGUUGGGAAGAGAAACAAAUGGGACUUCUUCCUCUUUUUGUGUUGUGAAACCACCGGUAUGAUUGUUGCUGGUGCGGUGACCGUGCACAGACUAAAAACAGAUCCAAAUGCUCCGUCCACUCCAGGAGACUGGUUACGGCACGUAGCAUCCCACCACGUAGGUGCUCUAUCUUUCGUUCUUGCAGAUUUCUUUCUUUUUUUCGGAGUGGCGAUCUUUACGGGAAUACAAGCCGCUCAGAUUGCGAGGAACAUCACGACCAACGAGAUGGCAAAUGCGGCCCGAUAUGUAUACCUUAGAGGACCCGACGGCCUGUUCUUCAAUCCUUACGACCACGGGUUUUGGAAGAACUGCAGCAAUUUCCUGCUCUUGGGCUACAACGAAGACAUCGAGCAGGCUUGGCAGCCGUUGAAGCAAAACGAGUCGGAUCCAGCAGCAGCCGCCGCGGUGGCGGCAACAAUCGAGAUGGCUGAACAAACACCAGGAAUUCUAAGCUCGGGAGGAGGUCAUGCCACUCGCUGCUCGCACAACCAUCAUCACCACCAUCACCAUCAAAACCAGCAAAACCAGCAGCAGCAAUUGAAAAAUGAGCAGCAGCAGGAUUACAGGAAUGGACAAGGGAACUCGAGCAGCGCUCCUGCCGGGCUGGGCAUUGGACUGCCGAGCAGAUUGCGAGCUUAAAGAAAACAAUUAAUUUAUUUUUCUUAUAGAAUUUUUACCUGUUAUUUUGUGCUACGUAAUAUGAGAUUGAUUGAUUUAAAUA
Messenger RNA from Selaginella moellendorffii, 1931 nucleotides. RefSeq names its product protein S-acyltransferase 24. Gene Ontology annotation, molecular function: palmitoyltransferase activity; protein binding. The transcript is spliced from 12 exons. Bases 68 to 1849 code for a protein of 593 amino acids. Gene Ontology annotation, cellular component: Golgi membrane. The record is from RefSeq and is a predicted model, not a curated record. Lineage: Eukaryota; Viridiplantae; Streptophyta; Lycopodiopsida; Selaginellales; Selaginellaceae. Gene Ontology annotation, biological process: protein palmitoylation.